AUGCCUCCGAUGGCUUUUACCGGUGUGGUCACAAAAGCUGGCUUCAUGAACAAGACAGCGACGGUCACUGUCUCGCGCUGGGUCGUACACAAGUUGACUGGGAAGCGCAUCGAGCGAAGCACCAAAUUCUUGACUCACGAUCCCAGUAACAUCCUCCGCAAAGACGAUGUUGUCCUCAUUCGCAAUUGCCCACCAGUAUCAGCAAGCAAGCGAUUCAAACUAGAGCGCGUCCUGAAAAGUCCGGAGGGCGAACGCGAGAAAGCUCAUACACAGCGAAUGCCAACCUCCCCACUGCCUCCACCUCCGCAACCGAUACAAUCCUCCGCAACUCCAUGA
Pleurotus ostreatus (oyster mushroom) is the source of this 336-nucleotide messenger RNA. RefSeq lists its product as uncharacterized. The coding region runs from base 1 to 336 and encodes 111 amino acids. Gene Ontology annotation, molecular function: structural constituent of ribosome. NCBI's taxonomy places the organism in Eukaryota, Fungi, Basidiomycota, Agaricomycetes, Agaricales, Pleurotaceae. Gene Ontology annotation, cellular component: ribosome. The record is from RefSeq and is a predicted model, not a curated record. Gene Ontology annotation, biological process: translation. The transcript has 3 exons.